AUGAAAAAGUUUUUGGAGGGUCUACUACAAGCUUCUUUUACUACUUUUGAGAAGAAAAUCAGUAAGCAGUUCUCGGAUAUAGUUGACAAGUUUGAGAAAGUGGUAACCGACAGACUGACGAAAAUUGAAACUAAGGUUACACAGCUCACGACAGCUUCGGGUAGAACAGAGCAGUUUGAGACAGAUGUAACUGGCAGAUUGGUGAAGAUUCAGAGUGAAGUUACACAGAUGAGGACAUCUUUACUGAUUACUGAAUUGGCGGGGAAGAGUGAUCAACCAAGCGGUCCUAACAAGAUAAAAAUCGACACUAUAUCUACCACGAGCAAAAAAGACACAGCUCCAUCCAAGAAAAAGAAUCUUUCACAAGACACAUUUGUUGAAGACUUGGAUACAUCUAAGCCUACAAUCGAAGAUUCAUUGGAUUGGUUGGAACUUCCACCAUCAUUGAAGAUUGGUCCUUCAAUAUUAGACGAAGAAUUAGCCAGACGUGUUAUGUCUGUAAGCACAUGGCUUCAAAACUAUGAAAUCGAUGCUUUAAUGUACAUAUUCCGGGAACGAACAACACUGCGACGAUGUAAAGUGGAUCGUGUUGCUUUCAUGACAUGCGUUUUCAGCGACCUCAUAGCUAAUGAUUACAAGAAUUUCAAUCAGGGUAUUAAGCAGUACAAUAUGAAUCCUUUAUUACUCGAAUACGGUAAAGGUGAACUGCCUUCUCAUGGAAGAACACAUAAGUUGUGGAAUGUCGACGUAGAUAGAAUGUACGUACCUGUUUGGGUCAAUGGCAACUAUUGGAUCGCUUUAUGCAUCAGUUUUGUGACUAGGAAUAUCCAAGUGUUUGAUUGUUCGGGUAAAAAAAGAAUCAAAGAAGUGGAAGCUUUCACGCAUCUUAUUCCUCGGAUUGUUAAGGCUGUUCAAUCAUUAACAGUACAGAAGCAUCUCACAGUCUCUCCGUACACUGUUUCCUAUGUACCUAUGAGUGGACUUAACCGAUGA
Raphanus sativus (radish) is the source of this 993-nucleotide messenger RNA. RefSeq lists its product as uncharacterized. Bases 1 to 993 code for a protein of 330 amino acids. The record is from RefSeq and is a predicted model, not a curated record. Gene Ontology annotation, molecular function: cysteine-type peptidase activity. Gene Ontology annotation, biological process: proteolysis. The transcript is spliced from 4 exons. Lineage: Eukaryota; Viridiplantae; Streptophyta; Magnoliopsida; Brassicales; Brassicaceae.